Molecule: messenger RNA, 5087 nt
Organism: Trametes versicolor FP-101664 SS1
Lineage: Eukaryota; Fungi; Basidiomycota; Agaricomycetes; Polyporales; Polyporaceae
Exons: 6
Coding region: 84-4730 (1548 amino acids)
Source: RefSeq, a predicted model, not a curated record
UCUCGCCCUCCUCUCUCGUCAACGCGUCAACACUCAGCGCCGGGCUCAGUGAAGGACGUUAGGUCCAACUCUUGGCUUACAUCAUGGCCUCCUUUCUCUCGAAGGUCUUCCCGCGCAAGAAGGAGAAAGACGCGAGCAAGCGCGCCUCUGUUUCUUCUCUCCUCGAGGGCAAGUUCGAAGCCGUCUCUCCCACAGUCUCGCCAUCUGCGGCCAAGUUCGAAGAGGAUUCCCAGAAUGCCAAGGACAGAGGUCGAUCAAAGGAGAAAGAGAAGGAGAAGGAGAGGGACACCGGUUUCUCGCUCUUCAGGACCAAGUCUCGUCCCCUUUCACCUCCCCCCGACACGCGCAAGACCGUGCUGGAGACUCCUCGUCUUACUCUAAAUCUUCCGGUUCCGAAGGAAGAACGUAGCCGCGCACUGGGAGUCGUGUUUGAGGGUGAUCCAGAUGACAGGAUAGCUCUACCUGACAACGUGAUCGGCGAGCGACGACUCAACCCGCUCGAGGCGCUGCUCCUUGUCAAAGCGUGUUCUUCAGCGAUCAUCGCGAAUGGAGGUCUCGAAACUUUGGGGGUCAUGCACCCGUUUUGGUACUCGGCCUCCCCCGAGGUGCAGCGCAAACUCAUCUCCUUAUUCAUACUUUCCUUGGCUCCCAAAAGCCCGAUCACCACGCUCUCUCCCAGUCCUAACUCUGCCCUCUCGACCUUUGACACCGAGUUGGUGUACACUCGCUCGCCCCAUGACAUCGCUGCCGUGCUGCGCUGGGCGUUGCGUCACCUUCGUCUCGAAGGCGAGUCGUUUGGACGCGUCGAUGAGCCAUGGAAGUGGUACCAGGUGUUUUCGGAAGCAGAGAGGACAUCAUCGUACGCAACGAACGCGUUUUCGGACGCGUUGGCACCGCAACUUCCUCCCUCACAUCUCCAACUGCUCAUCGCCACCCUCGAUAUCGUAUCUUCUCUCGCUGCGCACUCAGAGCACAAUGGUAUCUCUGGUAGCAAGCUCACCAAGUUCUUUGGGCUCUGGCUACUCACCGCGCAGAGGAGCGAACAAACGGAUGACUGGGCGUCGUUCUAUGCUCGCUGGGAACGAGCCGGUCGAAUUCUGGAGCAUCUAUUCUUGGCACACAUAAGAGAUGAGAUGGCACGCAAGAAGAUUCCACUGCGACUUGCUGAACUCGUGAAGGGAUAUCCGUACCACAACAGAAGUCCUUCCGCGGACAGUGCAGUCUCGGUCGAUACGGACCUCUUGCCUCGUCCUCGGCUCUCCACUCGGCAAUACGACGCGCUUUACGUUCGGGUCGACACCGAAAUAGUCGAUGGAAAGUCCACAAAGCAGAAACAACACCCCCUCCGCCUAAUCUCAGAUGCCCUCAAGUCCGACUUGGAGCUAACAGAUGCGAAGUUUGCGAGCAUUUGGGAGACGGUGAAGACUGCCGCCCUUGCCAACGACGAGCCUGAGCCUAUCCUCUCGCACGUCGACGGGUAUCCAUCCGUAUCGCGGAUAUUUGCAGACGAGACUAUUCGCCUGCUCUCUGUCAUACCGGCGGGUUCUUCGGGCCCAACGACCCCGGGCGUGCCGACUAUCCGAGUACCGCGUCCUCCGCGCAAGCGUUCGGGCUCGCUCAAAUCGAGCAGCGCCGCGAAAGGUACGGCCAACGGUAACGGAAAGGCCCCCACCAAUGGCACCGCGGUAGCUCGUACCGCCGCCACGCCUACAUCCCCUAACCCCCCUAGCUCUCCGAAGGACUGGGUGGACUUCUCAUCUGCAGGCUUUGGGGAGAGCACACUCGGCAAGGACUUUGUUGCCACCUUACUUGACAAGGAUGUCGAAGUCACUGCACCCCGCCCGGUGGUGGAGCGCAAGACCAGCAGGAAACGCAAGGCGUCCCCCGGCCGCUCGCGUGGUAACUCCGUCGCCACCUCCGAGCCCGAGCCCUCAGCCCGCGCGCAGCCGCUCAGCCCAGUACCUGCGCCGAAGUCCAAGUCUACGGUCGUCAGCAUGUUAAAGCUCGACGAGGCUUUCAUCGACUUCUGGAGCGACGCGCUACUCGACCCGGUCUCUGCUGAAUGGCCCAAUUUCGUCGUUGCCCAGCUCAAGGCCCUCCCUGGCCUUGAGAUCGACGGCAAGCCUAUCAGCUGGCUCGUCCUCGAGCAGCGCUACGUUACACCUCCGCCACCGCCUGCGCCGGUCUCUGCGGAAUCUCAAGCAGACAUCUCCCCGCCGCUCAAGCGCGCCUCGUCACCCAGGCCUUCUAUGCGUUCAGAAAUGUCCGCGCGCAAGAGCUCCACACUCGCUGCUGCAAGAAAGCGCCUCACGUUCUUUUCGUCCAGCCAAACGCUCGGCGGGCUCGCAUCCAAGGCAGAUUCAAAGGCGCCCGCGCGCAAGAAGGCGAAGCCGACGCGUAUCGGCGAGAUGGGUGAGAUCAUAUCCGAGGAUGACGGCGCGGAGAAGAAGCCGGAGAUCAAGGAGCCCGAGAAGGAGGAAGCGAAGACCGGCGGCCCCGCACCCAAGGAGACGGUACCUGCGCCGCCUGCGGACGCUCCGAAGGUGGUAGAAGCAGUCGUCGCGCAGCCCGAAGAGUCUGCUAUGACCACCACGCCGGCAGCUUCUGAAUCCGCAGUGGCUCCCAGCCCUGUUCCUCCCAUCGUCCCUGCUCCAGCAUCUCCCGCCAUCGAUGCGUUGUCCCCGCUCACGCCGACGGCGGACGACUUCCCCGCCGUCCCGGUCGUCGGCGGUCUCCUCGCCUCGGCCACGGCCGCCACGACCCUCGCUGUAGUCGAGCCUCUGAAGACCGAGGAUGCACAGACGGAGGACACCCCAGUGCUCGCUGUCGCAGAGCAGCCGAUCGUCCCCGCCGACACGACGCCGACCGCCGCGGACGCGGACGCUGACGCUCCGCAAGAGACCACCCUCCCGCCCGCACCCGAGCCCGUUGUGCUCACGGGGGAGACGCCUGGCCCGCAAGUCGCGCUCAGCACGAGCGAGCCCGCUGCGCUCGCGGAGCUGUCGACAAAGAUCGAUGAGGUUGUCGCGCAGGCGGCGUCGGAGCCCGAGCUCGAGAAGCUGCCCUCGGCGUUGAACCCGGAGGUCGCCCCAUCGGAGCCCGAAGUCGAGCAGACAGUCGAGGCCGUUCCUGAAGAGGUCGUAGAGGCGGAAGUUGUGCCGUCGGCCGCGCCUGCGGAGGCACCUGCCGUUGUGCAAGGAGCGGCGUUUGAGGAGGCCGAGGAGGCUCCAGUCGUCGAGCCUGUCACUGAGGUCCUAGCCGUUGUGCCUGAUGCGGAUGUUCCUGCUGUUGCGACGGAGGUUGAAGCUCCCGCCGUUGUGGCAGAGGCUGAAGCUCCUGCAGUCGAGGCCGAGGCCGAAGCCCCUGCUCCGGCUGUCGCUGCUGUGUCCGAGGCUACCGAGCCCGCUGCGCCUGCCGAACCUGAAGCUGUCACCACCGAGGCACCUGUCGAGGUCGCCGAGGUUCUCCCUGAGCCCUCCGUUGAAGAGUCACCUGCAGCUGAAGAGGCCCCUGCGGUUGAAGAGCCCCUCGUCGAGGAGACUCCUGUAGUCGAGGAGGCACCUGUGGCUGAAGAGGCGCCUGUUGCUGAAGAAACCUCCGUGGUCGAAGAGGCUGUCGCAGUGGAGGAAGCUGUGCCAACUGAAGCUGCCCCUGUUCAGGAGGAGCUCGCUGUUGAAACAGUCGAAGUCCCCGUUGCCCCGGAACCGGUGGUGGAGGAAGUUUCUGCUCCCAUCGAAGAGAGCACGCCUGCCGCCGUUGAGGAGACUGCUGAGGAGCCUGCUGAGGAGGCUGUUGCGUCACCAGUCGAGGAACCAGUCGCAGAACCUGAGGCACCUGCAACGCAGCCCGAGCUCCCUGAGGAGACAGAGACGCUUACUGCCGCAGAGCCUGAGGCGGCCGCCGAACCCGAGACCGUCAUUGCUGAAGCCGAGCCAGAGCUUUCGAGUGCCCCGGAGCCCGAAGUCGAAGUGCACACGGAGGAGGCCCCGGUACCUGCCGCCGCUGUCGAACCCGUACAAGCGGAGGUUCUGCCGGAAGAAACCCCUGCCGUUGAAGAAGAUGUCGUCGAGGAUGUCGUUGCUCCCGCUGCGGAAGAGGUCGCUGACGAGCCCGCUGCUGAAGAACCUACGGCCCCAGAGGCAGAGGAGCCCGCCGUUACCGAGAGUGCCGAGGUCCCUGCGGCUGAGCCUGAGCCGACUCCUGAAGAGAGUACUGUAGCAGAUGCGCCCAUUCCCGAGGAAUCCGCCGCCGAGCUUGAGGUCGCGGCCGUUCAUGAAGAGCCUGCCGCGGCACCCGAGCCUGCGACCAUCGACGAGCCUCAGGCUACGACGGAGGCCGAGGUUGAGGCUCCUACUGCUGAGAUCGAGGAAGCUCCUGCGGCUGAAGCUGAGGAAGCCCCUACAGCUGUCGAGCCAGAAGUCGAGCAAACCUCUGCAGUCGCCGAGGAGGUUACCGCUGAGGAGCAUGUCCCCGCUGUCGAAGAGGCACCGGUUGCGCCUCAAGUCGAGGCCGAAGCGCCUGCGCAGCCCGCUGUAGAGGAGCCUGCUGAGAUUGCACAGCCUGAGGCCGUUACUGAACCAGAAGCCUCUGAGGAGCCUGAAGCCGCUGAGAAGCCCGAGAACGGCACGGUCCACGCUGAGGUCAAGGCCGCUGAGGACGCGCCGGCAGCUGUAGAAGAAGACGCUGUUGUUAAGGAGGAGCCUGCUGUUGCGGAAGCGAGCAGCGACUAGAGAAACGGUCGCGCUUAUACCUGACCACUGACGGUCCGCCGCGCGAUCACGACAGCUACGAGCACGAGUGGCUGCACGGACGUUCCCGCGAACAUAUCUGCACCACCACGUACGGAAGAUACCCCUCUCCCUUCCCCCAUUUUCCCCUUCCCUACCCCCAUCUAAGUCCCGCCCCCGCGCCUGCCCAUUCAUUUUAUCCACAUAUGCUAUCCUGCUAUCUCUCUUGCCGCUCGCGGGCGCGCGACCCCUCCUGCGCCCACAGUCACGACUGAUGCUAUUUACAGCUUGCUUAUUAUGUCUGGACCGCCCCCUCACCCCCUCAUGUAAUUCCGCCCCGUUCUCCCUCAUGUGUUGAUU